CCGCAGAGCGGUGAACACGUUGAUUUGAGUCGAGUUUUUCUCUAGUUCGAGUUUAGGUUAUUUACCAAAACCUGGACUCAAGUUUGGUUCGAGUUUGACUUCAACUUGACUCAUUAAUAAACUCACCAGCUCAACUCAUCAAUAAGUUCACGAUCUUGACUUGAGCUCAACUUAUUAUGAGUCUAGAAUAGUUGAACUGUAAAAAUAAACUCUAAAACAAGAACAAUGGUCAAUUUUUCAUCACUAAUUGAUCCCAUAUUUUCAUACUAAGUUAUAAUUACUAUCUAAGGAAUCCAUAAUACAUCAUUUCUAUAUCAAAUUAUAAAUGAGACAGAUAUGUUUAUGUACCCAAAGUCUUAAACCAUAAUAUGUUAUGAGAUAUAUAAUCUAACAAAAUCUACGAACUAUAUAUCGGUUUGCUUAUAAGUUAUAUAUCGUCCAAGCUUACUCGUUGACACACUAUCGAGCUAUUUUAUAAAGCUAAAAAAUGAGUCAUUCACGAGUUCAAUUUAACAAGCCACAUAAUGAGUUGGCUCGCUAAACAAGCUUUUGUUUUAACUCAACACAUUAAUAAAUAACCUGAGUGUCGACCAAAUGUUUUUGAAUACAAUGUCGAGCCACUCGUAAGUUGCUCAACUCAUUUGCAACCCUAACCACAAGUUAGACUGAACAUUUUUUGUUUUGUUCUCCUAUGCCAUGUGGAGGCAUGUAGCUUGGUUAAUUACUAGAAAAGAAAAGUUGUCCAAGUUUAAGGAUUAAGUGAGGCAAAGGGAGGAAAGAAAAGAAAAUUAUCUCCCUUCCCCCUACCCUUGUAAGUCACAUUAGCAAAAGCUGCUUAACUAAGAUUUAAUAAAGAGAGACGACUGCAAGUAGAACAUAAACAUAAUCACACACUCACAUGGCCAUUUGUUAGAAAUUUAAUGCGAAAGGAAGGCGAAAAGUUAAAGCGAAUAAAAUACAAGUGAUUCAGAAAAAGCUGAAAACCGUUGGUAUUAGUUACCCAAUUAUCUUCUGUGAACUGACUUCUUCCACCAUUGACUGGUUAGACCACAAUUUUUUUUACAAUCAAGUUUCAGGUUAAAAAGUCCUUUUCAUUUGUUAACGAAUUUCUGAACCACCCUACAAAUCAAGGAAUAAAGCUCUCAAAAUUGUUUAUCCCAUUUAUUCAUUCAUUAAAAGCAGAAGCAGAGAGGCCCUCUGUCAAAUCAACCCAGUCUGCACUCUGCCGUCUGCUGCUCCGGCGAUUCCCUUGCCCUUCCGGCACCGGUUUCCGCCACUUUCCCUGCACUCUGUCAAUGCCAAGUGGAUCCCACUUGAUUUUAUUUCUCACCAUUUUUUUUUCAUUUGAAAAUUGGAAGGGGGAGCUGAAUUGCUGAUUGAUGAUGAGUAGUAAAGCGGGGAGAUGAAUGAAUUGGUGGGGCUCACAAACACUCUCUUUCUCACUCAGACUUGGCCAAAAAGACCAGCUGGGCUUGUGGGUCUCUGUCUCUGCUUCUCUCCCUUCUUCCUCCCAUUUCACAUUUCUUCAUUCCCCUUCUCUCCAUAUAUUUGAUUUCUUUUUCGAGGGUUCUUUAAUCCAAAGGAAAGAUCUGAAGCAUCGUCUCUUUUUCCCCUCUUCUCUCUCUCUGUCUCAUCGCAUUUCUUACCAGCUUCUUCUUCCUCUUCCUCUUCUUAUUCCUUUUCCUAUAGAAGAGAAAAGUGGGACGGGAGGCUCUCUGGAGGCCUACUAGAGAAAGUUUUGUCCGAGAUCUGUCCCAUUUCCGGCUCUCCACUCACUGGUAUACUCUACUUAUGUUCACUCUUUUCUCUCAUUCCUUCAUUUCUUGGGAUGAAGCUUCUAAACCAUGGACCCCAGCUGGGGCAAAACAAAGAAAAAAUCACUUCUUUUGUUCGGUUAGCUGUUGCCUGUGCAGUUCCUUUUGUUGGGUGUCUUUCCUUUUCUGAGUACUGAGAUGGGUUUUCUUUUUUUUCCCCCUGUUUGUGGUUUGUCGGUGGAUGGUUGGGUUACUGUUUGGUUGCUGAGAAAAUGGCAGGAAAAAAUUGGGGGGGGGGGGGAUCGGGGUGAAUCGCAAUUUUGACACUUCAAUUCAACAUUUUUCUGUGCCUGGCCUUCUGGCGAAACACUGGUUACUCCUGGCCGACAAUUUCUGAGGGGGUUCAGAAUUAGACACAUUCAGCUAAAGUCAAACUGCUUUGGCAUCUUUUGCUUCACCUAUGGAGUUGUUAUUUUGUGGGAAAUCUGUAGAUGUUAAUUGAUGUUUGAGUAUGUUUGUUCUUAAUAGAUUUUAACUCUUUCUCUUGUAUUUGUUGAUUCACUUUCCGCCUGUUAAUAAGAUGUGGUCCAAUCUGUGUUGGAACUUCAGUGUGUUUCCUUUGUUGGGUAAUUGUAGAAUUUCCAAAAUUAAUCCUCCUGAUUUCCCUAUGCAGAAGAUUUUGGUUGAGGAAUGAUAAAGAAGUGAUGGGAAGGAAAGGGAAUUGGUUUUCUAGUGUAAAGAAAGCACUCAGCCCUGACUCCAAGGAGAAGAAAGAUCAGAGGUCAAGUAAAUCCAAGAAGAAAUGGUUUGCCAAGCAGAACCUGGAUGCCGGUUCAGCUCCAGUGGCGAAUGGGGCAGCAGAAGCCCCACUUCCCCCACUUCCUCCUCAACCAGAUGAGGAGGUGAAAGUACUAGAGACCACAAUUGAAGUGAACAAUCAUGGCUACACUUUGCCAGUUGCUGCUGCUGAGCCACCUGAGCCUGCAACUCCUGUUGUUGUUCAAACAACCACUAUGGAAGUGGUUCGAAAAGCUAAUAAAUUUGCUGGGAAAUCAAAGGAGGAAGCAGCAGCAAUCAGGAUUCAAACUGCAUUUCGUGGGUAUCUGGCUAGGAGAGCACUUAGGGCUUUAAGAGGAUUGGUGAGGCUGAAAAUGCUGAUGGGAGGUCCCACUGUAAAGAGGCAAGCUGUCCACACGCUCAAGUGCAUGCAAACCCUAGCUCGAGUACAGACUCAAAUCCAUACCAGGAGAGUCAGAAUGUCUGAAGAAAACCAGGCUCUCCAGAGACAACUUUUGCAGAAACACGCCAGAGAGCUCGAGAGCUUGCGGAUGAAAGAGGGAUGGGAUGAUAGCGUGCAGUCAAAGGAACAGGUAGAGAGCAACAUGCUAAGCAAGUACGAGGCAACCAUGAGAAGGGAAAGAGCCCUGGCUUAUGCAUUCUCUCAUCAGCAAACCUUGAAGAACCCUACUAGACCAGCUGCAGGCAUGUUCAUGACACCUGGCAAUCCUUCCUGGGGCUGGAGCUGGUUGGAAAGAUGGAUGUCAGCUCAUCCUUGGGAAACAAGGAACGCUACUACUGAUAAAGAUCCCAACAACGAUCAAGCUUCUGUAAAGAGUGGAAACAACCGAAGCUUGGUUGGUGGAGAAAUCAGCAAAGCUUAUGCCCGUUACCAGCUCAACUCUGAUAAACUCUCCCCUGGAGAUCAUCAAAUGAGUACAAAUUCCCCUUCAGCUACGUCAAAGCCAGUUUCUUCUGUUGCGAGAAAACUCAAGUCGGCGAGUCCCAGGAGCAGCAUUGGUGGCCCAGAUGAAGACACCAGAAGCAUGGUUAGUUUCCAGUCUAACAGAAGGCACAGCAUUGCAGGAUCAUCUGUGAGGGACGAUGAAAGCUUGGCCUCUCUUCCAAGCUAUAUGGUGCCUACACAGUCUGCAAAAGCCAAGUCCAGACUCCAGAGUCCACUAGGGCUAGGAGGAGCAGAGAGGAAUGGGACUACACCUCCAGAAAAGGAGAAGGGGGCCUUGGCAUCUGCAAAGAAGAAGCUUGCUUACCCGCCUUCGUCGCCUGCCAGGCCUAGGCGCCAUUCUGGUCCUCCGAAGGUGGAUACCAGCUUGAUUAAGGCUGGAAAUGGGGUGGUGGCAAAUGGAGACAUGUAGCCGCCAUCCAGAGUUUGAUUUGAAAGAUGACAAGGUAGUGGAGUUGAUCUUCUCGCUAUCUCUUGAAGAAGUGGAAGGAAGUAGGAAAUGAAAAAUAAGUGUUUGGAGUUUCAUACUACUAUUUUUUGUUCCUUUUCUUAAUGGGUUGUUUCUCAAAUCUUUCUGUGGUUUCUUUCAGUGUUGAAAGUGGUUGUUAUUAUUCAUUCAUUUGCAUCUGCGGGAGAUGACCUGAUAUGGUUCACUUCAUUUGUUGGGGGUUAACGGGGCGUGGGAUUCACUUGUUAUAUUUAUUUAUUUAUUUAAAGUGAGGGGCUUGUAAAACCUUUGUAAUGUUGAAAGGUGAUUGCAUGUUUGGAUUAAUAUAUUUUAUUUAUGAACCCCAACUAUUAAAAAAAUACUAUUUUUAGCACGCAUUAUUUACAAUGCAAUGAUACAUAUCUUAAAACUAUGAGCUAAAGUUCCAACUUUAUUUAGAGACCUAAAUGUUUUGUUGACUGUUAAAAUUAACUGGUAACUUAAUCAUAAUGAAAUAUGUGUUAGACU
Linum trigynum is the source of this 4450-nucleotide messenger RNA. NCBI's taxonomy places the organism in Eukaryota, Viridiplantae, Streptophyta, Magnoliopsida, Malpighiales, Linaceae. The record is from the annotation of a GenBank genome assembly.